Messenger RNA from Plasmodium knowlesi strain H, 813 nucleotides. RefSeq names its product diphthine methyl ester synthase, putative. The record is from RefSeq and is a predicted model, not a curated record. The transcript has a single exon. Gene Ontology annotation, biological process: protein histidyl modification to diphthamide. Bases 1 to 813 code for a protein of 270 amino acids. NCBI's taxonomy places the organism in Eukaryota, Apicomplexa, Aconoidasida, Haemosporida, Plasmodiidae. Gene Ontology annotation, molecular function: diphthine synthase activity.
AUGGCACUGUACAUUAUCGGCCUAGGGUUGGGGGACGAAAGGGACGUAAGCGUAAGGGGGAAGGAACUGAUCGAAAUGUCAGACGUAGUAUAUUUAGAAUCGUACACGUCCGUUUUAUUCGUUUCAAAAAAUGCUUUAGAAGAAUUUUACAAAAAGAAUAUUAAGGAAGUAGACAGAAAUUUUGCAGAAGAAAAUUGUGAAGAGAUACUAGAAGAAGCAGUAAAUAAAAAAGUAUCCUUCCUAGUUGUCGGAGACCCACUAUGUGCAACGACACAUCACGACAUUAUCCUUCGCGCAAAAAAAAAAAAUAUUAAUGUACAGGUAAUUCAUAAUGCAUCCAUCAUGUCAGCGAUAGGAGAAAGUGGAAUGCAACUUUACAACUUUGGUCAAACUGUGUCCAUUCCAUAUUUUGAAGAAACUUACAAACCAACUAGCUUUUACGAUAAAAUUAAGGUAAAUUUAGACAACAAUUUCCACACCUUAUGCUUACUAGAUAUUAAAGUAAAAGAAAGGACGAUAGAAAAUCUGAUGAAAAAUAAAAACAUUUAUGAGCCACCCAGAUAUAUGACCAUUAACGAAGCUAUUGAACAACUCCUUUAUUGUGAAGAGGUUCAUAAAAAAAAUGUCAUUACGGAUAAUACGCGAGGCAUUGCCAUUGUUCGCAUAGGGUCAAACAGUCAGCAGAUUGUAUCAGGCAACUUAUUGACGCUGAAGACGAUCAAGUACAAUGACCCCCUACACUCUUUAAUCAUUUGUGCUCCCACUUUGCAUGACGUGGAAAGGGAAUACUUUGACAUGUACAUGCACAAAUGA